AUGAAUACAUCAGUGUCACCAUGUGAAAAUUUUUAUGAAUACGCUUGUGGUUCAUACUACACUCCAUUUCAUCCUGAUCAAGAUGCUGAACAACCAGCAGUUCAAGCACAUCGUGUUAUCUCUGGAGCAUUCGGUAAAGACACUAUACAAGAUUAUUUUAAAAGCAGUCGAAGUCGACGUCUGCUACGCUUUGAUCGACCUAUGAUUGAACAUCUCUCUGAAGUUAAUGUUCACGCCAUCAUUCAUUCAUUACGUAAUAUUUAUCAAAAUUCAUACGGGGAACGAAAUUCAGCAAAAUUUAAAGUAGCACAAUUUUUUGAUUCAUGUGCAUCAACAACAAUAAGAAAUUGGCUUGGUGCACAUCCAUUGAUAAAAAAGGCGGCACCAAUUAUUGGUGGGAUCUGGUUAUUGGAUAAAAAUGCCACAAAUGAAACUGGUGCUGGUCUUGUCAAUCAGACAACAGCUUGGCCAAAACGCUUGUUUUGGGAUUCACAACUGUCUGAUAAAUUCCAUGUAGAAAAGAAUUGGUCAUGGAUGGAUUCAAUUAAAAAGUUGCAAGUUGAAUUAAAUAUACCAACAUUUGCUGACUUUAUGCUUCAUACAAGUCCAAUUAGUAAACCACGAUUAUAUCUGGUACCAGAUUCAGGAGCAACCGGAUAUCUAUCAAAUUAUAAAAUCAAUACCUAUGUCAAGAGUAUUCUAGAAGUUUUAGCCAAAGAUGCUGGUAUACCAUACGGGAAUGAAGAAUAUAAAGAAAGAAUACGUAUCUUUACAGAAGAUUUAAGACUUGUUACAAGUGAAUUAAAUAAGCUUUAUCGAAGUACAACACCAUCGAAAUGGUCAAAGAAGGCAAAACUUAGUGAACUGAGCGUCAAUGGAAAUGCUUACGAUUGGUCUGGUCUGCUGAGUGCUUAUUUCGAUGAAACAUAUGUGAACUUUAAUUCAGACUAUGAAAUUUAUACACGUUAUCUGGAUUAUUUACAAAAAAUUCCAAUAUUUAUAGGCGUAUUAGAAAGAAAUUAUACAAAACCUGUUGCUGAUCGAAUCAUGAAUAACUAUAUGCUAUGGAAUGUUCUAGAAUCCUAUGCCUGGCAUUUAUCCUAUGAGUAUUAUAUGCUCCACCUAUCCUACUAUUAUUAUACAGAGCAUGUUAUGGAGUUGGAAUGCUUUUUUGUAACUCAUGAAUUAUUCGAUACUGUUCUUGGUGCUAUCUACGUUGAAAAACAUUCACAUAAUGAGACAGAAAAAGAGGUUGAAAAGAUUACAAACUAUUUGAGAUUAAGUUUAAAAGGCCAUUUAAAACAAAUUCCAUGGAUGGAUGAACAAACAAAGACGGAUGUAGACGACAGAAUAAAUAAAAUGAAAAUUCUAUUCAAAGUACCUGAAAUUAUGCGUAAUGACAAAAAGUUGAAUUAUGCAUACAGAACGCUUAAAACUUCCUACAAUUAUCUAAAUAAUUUAUUCUCAGCAGUUCAAUACAUUCGUGGAGUUUAUAAUCGUUUAUUAUCUGGUGUUACUGAAACAAGUGAAGAGAAUUGGAGUUCCAGAGAUAUUAUGGCCUAUGAUACACAUGUUGCCUUACAUUUACAACUCGAUGAAGUAUUCGUUCCACCUGGAAUGCUUCAACUGCCUAUUUAUCAUCAUAAUUUACCAGCAGCGUUUAAUUUUGGUGGAAUGGGAAGUUUAAUUGGUACAGCUAUUGGUAUAUUAGUUGGAGAAUAUGGGGCAUUUAUGCGUAAAAAUGGAGAAAUUCAAGCAGUCUGGUCAUCUGAUACAAUUCGUAUGUAUAAAGAACAGAAAAAGUGUGUUCAUGAUCAAAUUUAUAAUGCAUCGAAAUAUUAUUUUAAUUUCUCUGAUUUGAUGAUGGCGACAAUCGAAGAUGAUAUAAAGAGAGUAACCCGCGCAACUAUACACGAAGCAACUGGGCUAGAUAUAGCUAGAUAUGCUUUUGAAGACUGGAUCAGGGAUUCACCCGAUGAGAAAUAUUUACGUCAUUUACCCGGUGUCACAUUCAAUCCAAAACAGUUAUUUUAUUUAACAUACGCACAAACAUUCUGUCAUAGCAUGGAUAUCUGGGAUGAAUAUUACCAACUGAUGGCGACAACACCGCAACCGCCAUAUGAAGUACUAGUAAAUCAUAUCAUGAAUGAACUGCCUGAUUUUGCCACAACAUUCAACUGUCCAGUCGGCACUCCAAUGAAUCCUAAACAACGUUGUCGUGCAGCCUUAUAA
Messenger RNA from Trichobilharzia szidati, 2232 nucleotides. The record is from the annotation of a GenBank genome assembly. NCBI's taxonomy places the organism in Eukaryota, Metazoa, Platyhelminthes, Trematoda, Strigeidida, Schistosomatidae.